This is a messenger RNA of Belonocnema kinseyi, 1749 nucleotides long. Its product is annotated as zinc metalloproteinase/disintegrin-like. Bases 1 to 1749 code for a protein of 582 amino acids. The record is from RefSeq and is a predicted model, not a curated record. The transcript is spliced from 15 exons. NCBI's taxonomy places the organism in Eukaryota, Metazoa, Arthropoda, Insecta, Hymenoptera, Cynipidae. Gene Ontology annotation, molecular function: metalloendopeptidase activity. Gene Ontology annotation, biological process: proteolysis.
AUGUUGCAAACAGGCGAACUGGCUAGCGCCAGAUCGCGGAUGAAACACACAUCCAGGCCGGGCCCAGGUCGGGAUUCCCGAUCGGUACCCGAUCAGUCUCAUUAUAAUCCAUUUCUGAACUUCGCGAAUGAAGAUUUAUUUAAGGUAAACCCAAAACUAAUGAAUGUUCCUCUCGUUUCGACGACCACCUCAAUCUUUGGAAUUUUCAAUACAGUCCGGGGCCGGCCGGAUGCUGGCUGGGCCAACCCUGGUUAUAUCACAUGGUCGGGAACUGGCUGGGCACUGGCUUUUGAAGACAUUGGUAUAUUUUAUGAAGACCCAGAAUAUUUAGCUUCAUUUGCAUUAACGAAGGAGGAUGAUGAUGGAAUGAACAAAUUGGACAAGACCUUAUUAUUAGAUGGUGUUUUUACUAUAAAUGGGAAUAAUAUGGUACUACGUUCACUUCCAAAACGUCAUCGUUCGAAACGUAAAAUCCAACAAUUAGAUUUUUUAUCAUCUGAGGAAGAUAAUAGCCAUAUGAUAGCUACUGUCGAUCACGCAGUUUUCCAUAUACGUGAAUCUCCACAUUUAAACAGAAGUUCUAUAUCAGCAAAUUCUUUUCUUAAAAAAUUGGAUAAAUUAGAGAUUACUAAAAAAUCAAAUAGAAAAAUUCCAGAUGUCAUAUACCCAGAGAUACUGCUAAUUCUUGACCAAAAUUAUUAUUCACAUUUCGAACAAAACUUUGCAAAAGCUCUUAGUUACAUCGUAACACUUUUUAACGGAGUUGAUUUAAUGUUCAGAGCUUUAAGUAAACCGGAAGUCCGUCUAAAUAUUGCUGGAAUUAUUUUGUCUGAGGAUCAAAUUCCCGUUUUCCACACCUUUCUCUCGGGUAAAAAUAAUAUAUUGGAUGGUGACGGCUCUUUGGAAGAGAUUGGUAAAUAUUUGUUUAAAGAAAAAAGGUUUUCAUUCAAGAAAGAUUACGACUUAGCUUUAUUAAUGACAGGGUAUGAUAUGUUUCAUGAUGAUGGGAAACAGGCUUUAGGACUCGCUUUUCUUAAUGCAGCUUGUACUCAAGCAUCGGAUAAACGAAAAAUCUGGGCCCUAGGCUUAGUUCAGGACGACUUUGCUUUUUGGGGAAUUCUCAUUGCUGCUCACGAGUUAGCCCACUUAUUUGGUGCUGACCACGACGCUGAACAUUGUGAGUAUGGCCAUGUCAUGACAGGUAAUGGCCACGCAGCAGGCAUGGAGAAUCUAUACCAAUUUUCGAGUUGCAGCCAAAAAGCUAUGCGCGAUUUUUUCAAAACUAAUGAUGCUGGGUGUCUUUUCAACAAACCUCCUGAAGAUAAUCCAGUACCAGUGAUCCUGCCAGGACAAUACAUGUCAUUACACGAACAAUGUAUAAAAAGAGGAUUCGAUGAACCAAUUAAUUAUGAUGAAACAGUUUGUACUAAGCUGUGCUGCGCUCCUCAAGUAGAUGAUGUGUGUGGACUACCAGCCGCGCAAGGAUCUCCCUGUGGAUUUGAUAUGUGUCAUCUCGAGGAAAUCCAAAAACGCUUUGAUUUAUUUGCAGCAUUGCUUAGAUGGAAGUUGUCAAUACAAAUCGACGGAGAAUUAUUAUUAGCAACAUUAAGAUUCCGAAUUGUAAGGAAGAGAACAUGUUUCAAGGAAAUGUGGAUUCACAGAAUUCAUAAUACUCCUGGAAUUCACGGUAUCGAGGAAUCUGCUAAAUUCAAGGAAUAUACGGAAUCCAAAGGAUUCAAGGAACUCUAG